AAGACAUUGUGACAGAAGAGAUGUUGGAUGAAGAUGUCAACAUCUGCAUUUCUGAGACAGAUACCAUUUUACUGCUGGACAUACCUCCCUGCUUUAGAUCAGAGGAUGCUGAUGAUGCAGAAGCUAUAAAAGAGAAAAACAUUCCAAUAUGCUGAGCUUUGCAAAAACAGAAUGGGCAACGAUAAGUAUGUGGUACGACCAAUGCAGACAUUCAGUGGAGCACCUAAAAACAAGCAGAUCCAGACGGACAAUAUUGGCGUGGUGGAAGAAGGCACGACGGCUACUAUCUGGGACAUCUUUGACUCUUUCUGUGUCCAAAAUGAAACCCCUGAAAGUGAGAAGGCCGACUAUCUAGAGACAACUGUGAACACCAGCAAAGGUCAAGAGAAGAUAGGAGAGAAGAGCAGCAGCAGCAGCACCACAGUCAGCACAGGCUGCACCAUUAGCUCAAUGUCGGAAAUGGAAAUGAGUGGGAACAGUUUAAAUGUUGAGUCCGACUCACAGCUGAUCAUGUCAUCGGAGUCAUUCCAACACAGCUUGUUAGUGAUGGAGAGGAGCAUCGUAGCAAACACCUUUCAACCCAAGCUGGCCGCUUAUAGACAGCUGCCAAUACCAGAAGACCCUGACAGCACAGUGAAGCCUGGGAUCAAGGUACAGAGCGAGGAGGGUGAGGAGAGCUCUUUAUCUCCAACUCUGGAGCGUCUCUGGGCUUUCACCUGUGAGCUCUCCAGAGGACGCAACAUCACCAGCAUGGCCUGGAACAAGGAGAACCUGGAUCUCCUGGCGGUGGGCUACGGUGACUGGGACUCCAGGACCGAGAAGCCAAGUUUGAUCUGCUGUUGGUCCCUCAAAAACCCUAUGUGGCCAGAGCGAGUCUUCUACUGUCAGAGUUGCGUGACAUCCCUGGACUUCUCAUCCAACAACCCCAACCAGCUGGGUGUGGGGAUGUACGAUGGCACUGUAGCCAUCUACAAUGUCCAGAGUCGGAACAACGUCACAUGUAUCGCCAACAGCAGAGAGUGUUCCAACAAGCAUCUGCAUCCAGUGUGGCAGGUCAACUGGACCAAAAAAGAGACGACAUUAUCGGGGAUGGACAGGGGAGAAGCUCUCGUCGCUGUGGCGGCAGAUGGCAGGAUUACCAAGUGGCUCUUCUCCGGCAAUAGUCUUGACUGCAUAGACCUGAUGAAGCUAAAGAAGAGUCAACACUUUAAGAAGAACACAGUAGAGACAGACGUUAUUAUUUCACCAAUGACUCCCGGUCUUUGUGUGGACUUCCAUCCAACAGAUUCCAGUAUUUAUCUGACUGGCACAUGUGAGGGCCUCAUCCAGAAGUGCUCCAUCUUCAACAGUCAGAAUUUCCUGGACACUUACAAAAAACACUUUUGCCCUGUGAACCACGUUGAAUGGUCUCCAUUUAGUUCUGAUGUGUUCCUGAGCUGCUCCUCGGACUGGACCAUCCAGCUGUGGAAGCAGGACCUCUUCACCCCCGUGUUGAGCGUCACAUCCUCCCAGAGGGCCGUGUUAGCCGUCAGGUGGUCCCCAAAUUCGUCCACAGUAUUUGCAGCCAUUAAUGGACGACAGGUGGAGAUCUGGGACUUGACUUUAAGCAUCCGGCACCCGACCAUAGUGCACCAUGCUGCAGCUGGUGUGAGGCUGACGUCCCUGCUGUUCGUCAAGGGGAAUGACUGUGUCUUAGUCGGGGACAGUGAAGGGCAAGUGACUGUCUACCAGCUCAAGAACCUCAGUGUGGGAGAAGGCAAGCAGGUGGAUCGUUUGAAUGACAUCAUUCACUCUGCAGUGUCCUGGUAGCUGGUCGCUAAAGUGAAACUUUUAAACUGCAAUGUAAAAGCUUUAAUCCAUUUGCCAUUUUCA
Molecule: messenger RNA, 1872 nt
Organism: Cottoperca gobio
Lineage: Eukaryota; Metazoa; Chordata; Actinopteri; Perciformes; Bovichtidae
Product: WD repeat-containing protein 78-like
Biological process (GO): cilium movement
Cellular component (GO): axonemal dynein complex
Molecular function (GO): dynein heavy chain binding; dynein light chain binding
Source: RefSeq, a predicted model, not a curated record